Molecule: messenger RNA, 795 nt
Organism: Benincasa hispida (wax gourd)
Lineage: Eukaryota; Viridiplantae; Streptophyta; Magnoliopsida; Cucurbitales; Cucurbitaceae
Source: RefSeq, a predicted model, not a curated record
AUGGCUACCAAGUACCAUGCAAGGUCAAUAAGCUUACCUUCUAGAUCACAUCCCAGUACUCUGAAGGUUGAGGAGGAGUUGAAGAAGGAUUUGUAUGACUCCAUUGACGAGCUUCUCAAAAUGGGGUCUACCCAGAAGGUUUUGUCUUGUCCCCAACACAAAGAGUUGGUGGAUGAGUUGUUGGAUGGUUCUAUGAAGCUUUUGGAUGUUUGCAGCUUAGCAAAGGACAUGACAUUGGAAACCCAACAACAUGUUGGGGCUCUUUACUCUGCUGUUCGCCGGAGGAAAGGCGAUUCCGCUAUUAGAACCACCACUGCUGCUUACACUUGUUACAGAAAAAGGAUGAAAAAAGAAGCUAAAAAGUUAAUAACAUCAAUGAAGAAGAUGAAUGAGAAAUUCAAUUCAUUCUCGAUGGAAUAUCAAGAUCAUCACCUGAGUUCUGUGAUUGGUGCGUUAAGACAAGCUUGUUCAACCAACAGCUCCAUCUUCGAAUCCGUGUUGUUGUACUUGGCGCCAUUGACGAAGUCUAAAGCUCGAGGAUGGUCUCUGGUUUCCAAAUGGGCGCACAAGGGGGCGAUUGCCUGCGAAUCAAACAGUGGCUUGAACGAAUUUGAGAAUGUGGAUGUGGCUUUGAGCUUUGUUGUUGAAGAAAUGGAAGUUGAGAAGUCGCAGAUUGCUCAAAAACGAUUGGAGAGUUUGGAAAUGGCAACACAAGAAAUUGAGAGUGGUUUGGAUGGUUUGUUCAGGAGAUUGAUCAAAACAAGAGCUUCUUUGUUGAACAUAAUCUCUCAAUAA